Homalodisca vitripennis (glassy-winged sharpshooter) is the source of this 924-nucleotide messenger RNA. Its product is annotated as gustatory receptor for bitter taste 66a-like. The record is from RefSeq and is a predicted model, not a curated record. Gene Ontology annotation, cellular component: axon; membrane; dendrite. The transcript has 5 exons. Lineage: Eukaryota; Metazoa; Arthropoda; Insecta; Hemiptera; Cicadellidae. Bases 1 to 924 code for a protein of 307 amino acids. Gene Ontology annotation, biological process: sensory perception of taste.
AUGGAUAUAGUCUCUCUACAAGUGGUGGCAGCUGUCACAUUCUUCAGCUCCGCCCGGAAGUAUCCCAGACUUGUCAGCGUAUUUGACAAUCUGGAACGAGUCUACAAAGAACUCCAACAUAAGACAUCAGAAGUCAAGCGAACAGUUAAACUUUUGGGAAUCUACGCUGUUGCACUAAUGUUAGUUACUAUUUUUUACAGAAUGGUUCUUAUGAACCACAGUGGCCAAGCAUUUUCAUUAGCAGUAUCCUUCGUCACCAUGGUACUGCUGUUCUGCCCUCAAGCUGCUCUGCUCGUCCACUUCACACAUGUGGCUCAAAGUAUCGCAAAGUCCUUUGAAAUGGUCAACGCCAAGAUCGAGAUGGAAGUCACAACCCCCGCCAGUGUUGACGGCACCCACACAAGAUGUAAUAUGCUUUCUAAAAUCAAGAAACUAAAAACUCUGAUGAACACUUACUGGAUGCUGUGUGACGCCGUACACCAGGCUAAUGGCUUCUACUGUGAUCAGCUAAUGGCCGUUACCUUCUCCUCAUUUCUCCACAUCACUGUCACAUCUUACUACUUUUUCCUGCUCCUCAAAAUUGGUACAUUGUUCUUCACGACUACUGAAGUAGCUUGGAUCUUGCUUAACAUCUGCUACGUUGUUCUGUUACUAACCUCAAGCACAGAUGUCACCAACAAGGCUGAUGAGACAGGACAGACGAUCUGCAAGUUCAUCAACAAGAACAUGGACCCGGAAUUGCGAAAUCAGCUUGAAGGGUUUCUCCUGCAAUUGCCUCACCACAACGCAAGAUUCUCUGCCCGUGGAUAUUUUCCUCUCAACAACGAGACACUCACAGCGAUGGCUGGAGCGGUGACAACUUACCUGGUGAUACUGAUCCAGUUCCAGACUGCACCAUCAUCCACCUUGAAUAAAGAAGCUUAG